AUGCAUCUUUCCAUUGGGAGCAGCAGCCAGGAAGAGGAGUGUCUGGGAGAGACGCUCUAUAAAAUGAAAGCACAGAGCCCAGUCUCUUGUAUGCACAAGCAGAGAACUCAACUCCCAGAGUUUUUCGGAGUAGAGGGCGAGCAACGGCUGAAAGAGGAGAAGGAAGCCAAGAGGGCUCGUUUGGAUGGAAGGCAUGACUACCUGUUUGCAAUUGUAGCUUCCUGUUUGGACCUGAACAAACUGGAAGUGGAAGAUGCCCUUCUUGAGGGUAAUCAGAUUGAAAGAAUCGAUCAGCUUUUUGCUACUGGAGGACUCCGUCAUCUCAUGUUUUACUAUCAGGAUGUGGAAGGAGCAGAAGCAGGACAGUUUGGCUCUUCAGGAGGGGUAACUCCUGUUCCUGGAAAGACGAAAAAGCCCAAGGUGUUUGUGACGGAAGGAAAAGAUGUUGCUCUCACGGGAGUUUGUGUGUUCUUCAUCAGGUCUGACCCUUCUAAAGCCAUCACGGCUGAGAAUAUCCACCGGGAGGUGAGCUUUAACACGUUAGACACUGCGGAUGGGGGCCUGCUGAACAGCGUGAGGCGUCUGCUCUCUGACGUCUUCAUCCCAGCUCUCAGGGCCUCAAGCCAUGGCUGGGGUGAGCUCGAGGGGCUUCAGGAUGCAGCCAGCAUUCGGCAGGACUUCCUGAGCUCUCUGGAUGGUUUUGUGGGCAUCUUGUCAGGUGCACAGGAGAGCCUGAAGGAGAAGGUGAGCCUUCAAAAAUGUGACAUAUUGGAACUGAAGUCCUCCAAGGAACCUCUGGACUACUUGGCUCUAGCUAGUAACCCUGAGACUGUGGAAAGAGUAGAGUGUUGCAUGAAAGUCUGGAUCAGACAGACAGAACAGAUCCUUGCUGAGAGCAAUCAGCUGCGGAAAGAAGCAGAUGAUGUUGGUCCGAGAGCAGAGUUGGAGCACUGGAAAAAAAGGCUCUCCAAAUUUAAUUACCUUUUAGAGCAACUGAAAAGCCCUGAUGUGAAGGCUGUGCUAGCAGUGCUCGCUGCAGCCAAGUCCAAGCUUCUGAAGGUCUGGCGGGAGACAGACAUUAGGAUCACGGAUGCAGCUAAUGAAGCAAAGGACAAUGUCAAAUAUUUGUACACCCUGGAGAAAUGUUGUGACCCUCUGUACAACAGUGACCCUAUAACUAUGAUAGAUGCUAUUCCCACCCUUAUAAAUGCAAUUAAGAUGAUCUACAGCAUCUCUCACUACUAUAACACAUCUGAGAAGAUCACAUCUCUGUUUGUAAAGGUGACAAAUCAGAUGAUAUCUGCAUGCAAAGCCCAUAUCACCAAUAAUGGGACUGCCACCAUCUGGAGCCAGCCUCAGGACAUUGUUAUGCAAAAGAUAUCUUCUGCGAUUAAACUUAAGCAGGGAUACCAGCGCUGCUUCCAGGAGACAAAACAAAAGCUUAAGCAAAACCCAAGUGAAAAGCAAUUUGACUUUAGCGAGAUGUAUAUAUUUGGAAAGUUUGAAACUUUCCAUCGACGUCUGACUAAGAUAAUGAACAUCUUCACAACCUUCAAGACAUACUCAGUCCUGCAAGAUUCUAAAAUAGAGGGGUUGGAAGAUAUGGUGACAAAAUACCAGGACAUUGUUGCUGCCGUAAAGAAGAAGGAAUAUAACUUCUUAGACCAGCGGAAAAUGAAUUUUGACCAAGAUUAUGAAGAGUUUUGCAAGCGCACUGAUGACCUUCAUAAUGAGUUGCAGAGGUUCAUGGAUGUCACAUUCGAAAAGAUUCAAAGCACAGGGCAAGCUCUGAGCAUGCUGAAGAAGUUUGAAAGAUUGAAUAUACCUAACCUUCGUAUUGAGGAAAAAUACCAAACAGUUUUUCAGAAUUUUGGGGCUGACAUCGACAUGAUUUCUAAGCUCUAUACGAAACAGAAAUACGACCCUCCCUUGGCUCGCAACCAGCCUCCCAUAGCUGGGCAGAUCUUGUGGGCCCGGCAGCUAUUUCACAGGCUGGAGCAGCCAAUGCAGCUCUUCCAGCAGCACCCCUCUGUGCUGAAGACAGAGGAGGCCAAGCCUGUGAUCCGCAGUUACAACAAGAUAGCCAAGGUCCUAUUGGAGUUUGAGGUCCUCUACCACAGGGCGUGGCUUCAGCAGAUCGAAGAAAUUCACAAAGGUCUCGAGGCUUCCUUACUGGUGAAGGCUCCAGCCACAGGGGAAUUGUUUGUGAACUUUGAUCCCCAGAUAUUAAUCUUAUUUAGAGAAACUCAGUGCAUGUCCCAGAUGGGUCUCCCGGUCUCACCACUUGCAUCUGCCCUCUUCGAGAAGCGGGAUGUGUACAAAAAGAACUUCAGUGACAUGAAGAUGAUGCUGUCCGAAUACCAGAGAGUGAAAUCGAAAAUGCCUCCUGCCAUUGAGCAGUUGAUGGUCCCACACUUGGCUAGAGUGGAUGAAGCCCUCCAGCCCGGCCUGGCUGCCCUGACUUGGACGUCCCUGAAUAUUGGGACAUAUUUAGAAAAUGCUUUUGCAAAGAUCAAGGACCUGGAGCUGCUGCUUGACCGGGUCAAUGAUUUGAUUGAGUUCCGCAUCAAUGCCAUCCUGGAAGAAAUGAGCAGCAUGCCGCUUUGUCAGCUCCCUCAGGAGGACCCCCUUACUUGUGACGGAUUCCUCCAAAUGACAAAGGACUUGUGUGUGAAUGGUGCUCAGAUGCUCCAUUUUAAAAGCUCCCUGGUGGAGGAAGCUGUAAAUGAACUAAUAAACAUGUUACUGGAUGUGGGUGUCCCACCUGAAGAAGCGAGUGAAAAUGUCUGUCGUGAGAAUGCCAGUUCUUACGGUGACACUUCAGGUAAGAGAGGAGGGCAUUCUGAGGCCUUGGCAUCUACAUUUAAUGCUGGGGCCUGUCAUCUGCCUUUGACAGCAAUCGCAAGGAAGAAGAAAGAGAGUGAGAUGUUAGAGGAUGCCCGUGAGCUGCUUUCCCAUUUUAACCAUCAAAACAUGGAUGCUCUUUUGAAAGUGACAAGGAAUACACUUGAGGCCAUUCGCAAGCGCAUUCAUCUUUCCCACAUGAUUAACUUCCGGGACAGUAACAGUACAUCUAAGGCAAAACAGAGCCAUCUCCCCAUUUUCCGGGCAAACAUCACUCUGGCCAUUCCGAACAUUGCUAUGACUCCUGCCCUGGAAGACAUACAGCAGACACUGAACAAAUCCGUGGAAUGCAUCAUCAGCGUCCCCAAGGGGGUUAGACUGUGGAGCAGUGAGCUGUUGUCCAAGAGAAAGAUGCAUGAAAGAAAAAUGGCUGCUGUGCAGAACAAUGAAGAUAGUGAUUCCGAUGUGGAGGUGGAGGAAAGUGAACUGCAAGAAACACUGGAGGUAGCAUCUGUAAACUUGCCCAUUCCUGUGCAAACCCAGAAUUACUAUAAGAAUAUUUCUGAGAACAAAGAGAUUGUAAAGUUAGUAUCUGUGCUCAGCACAAUCAUCAACUCCACCAAGAAGCUUUCCAGACUGACCUGUGGGCCUUUUGUUUUUACAGCUGAUUUGAAGUUUUCUCUGACUGCAGAGACAAAAGCCUGGAUGGUUGUUAUUGGCCAUCACUGUAACAAAAAGUACAGGAGUGAGAUGGAAAACAUUUUUGCAGUUGUUGAAGAAUUCCAAAAGAAACUGAGCCGGCCAGUUAAAGACUUGGAUGAUAUUCGGAUUGCAAUGGCAGCCCUGAAAGAAAUCAGGGAGCAGCAGAUCUCCACUGACUUCCAAGUGGGGCCCAUUGAGGAGUCCUAUGCCCUCCUUAACAAGUACGGACUUCUGGUAGCCAAGGAGGAGAUGGACAAGGUCGACACUCUGCGCUACGCUUGGGAGAAGCUGCUGGCCCGGGCCAGUGACGUUCAGAAUGAGUUAGUCUCUCUGCAGCCUGCUUUCCGGAAAGAGCUGAUUGGCGCCGUCAAAGUGUUCCUCCAAGUCUGUCAGCAGUUUUACCUGGACUAUGAAUUGAAUGGUCCGAUGGCAAGUGGACUGAAGCCCCAGGAAGCCAGUGACAGGCUUAUUAUUUUUCAGAAUCAAUUUGAUAACAUAUAUCGUAAAUAUAUUACCUACACUGGGGGAGAGGAACUUUUUGGCUUACCAGUUACUCAGUAUCCCCAGCUUCUUGAGAUAAAGAAGCAGCUAAAUCUACUACAGAAAAUAUACAGUCUGUACAACAGCGUCAUAGAAACUGUGAAUAGUUAUCAAGAUAUCCUCUGGUCAGAAGUGAAUAUUGAAAAAAUCAACAAUGAGCUCUUAGAAUUCCAAAGCAGGUGUCGGAAGCUGCCCCGGGCCCUGAAGGAUUGGCAGGCCUUUCUGGAUCUGAAGAAGACCAUUGAUGACUUUAGUGAGUGCUGCCCACUGCUGGAAUACAUGGCCAGUAAAGCCAUGAUGGAGAGACACUGGCAGAGGAUAACUGCUCUUACUGGGCAUAGUCUGGAUGUGGGCAAUGAAACCUUUAAGUUAAGAAAUAUUAUGGAGGCCCCUCUUCUGAAAUACAAAGAGGAAAUAGAGGAUAUUUGCAUCAGUGCAGUGAAGGAGAGAGACAUUGAACAAAAACUGAAGCAAGUGAUCAAUGAGUGGGACAACAAAACAUUAACAUUCAGUAGCUUUAAGACCCGUGGAGAACUCCUCCUGAGAGGAGACAGUACCUCAGAAGUCAUCGCCAGCAUGGAGGACAGCUUGAUGUUGCUGGGCUCUCUCUUGAGCAAUAGGUACAACAUGCCAUUCAAAGCCCAGAUUCAAAAGUGGGUUCAAUGCCUUUCCAACUCGACAGACAUCAUUGAGAACUGGAUGACUGUUCAGAACUUGUGGAUUUAUCUAGAAGCAGUCUUUGUGGGAGGUGACAUUGCCAAGCAGCUGCCCAAGGAAGCCAAGCGCUUUUCCAACAUAGAUAAGUCUUGGGUGAAGAUCAUGACACGGGCCCAUGAGAUACCAAAUGUGGUUCAGUGCUGUGUUGGAGAUGAGACCAUGGGACAGUUGCUGCCCCACUUACUGGACCAGUUGGAAAUCUGCCAGAAGUCCCUCACAGGAUACUUGGAGAAGAAACGGCUGUGCUUUCCCCGCUUCUUCUUUGUCUCAGAUCCCGCUCUGCUAGAGAUUCUGGGCCAGGCAUCAGACUCCCACACCAUCCAGGCCCAUUUGCUGAAUGUGUUUGACAACAUUAAAACUGUCAAGUUCCAUGACAAGAUCUAUGAUCGAAUUCUGUCAAUUUCCUCUCGGGAGGGUGAGACUAUUGAAUUGGACAAACCGGUGAUGGCAGAGGGCAAUGUGGAAGUCUGGCUUAAUUCUCUGAUGGAGGAAUCUCAGGCCUCAUUACAUCUUGUGAUUCGCCAGGCAGCUGCAAAUAUUCAAGAAACAGGCUUUCAAUUGAUUGAAUUUCUUUCUUCCUUUCCUGCUCAGGUUGGAUUAUUAGGGAUUCAAAUGCUAUGGACCCGAGACUCAGAGGAAGCCCUUCAAAAUGCCAAGUUUGAUAAAAAAAUCAUGCAGAAGACCAACCAGUCCUUCCUAGAGUUACUGAACACGUUGAUUGACAUCACCACGAAGGACCUGAGCUCCGUGGAACGGGUUAAAUACGAGACUCUGAUUACUAUUCAUGUGCACCAAAGGGACAUCUUUGAUGACCUGUGUCGCAUGCACGUCAAGAGCCCUACGGACUUUGAGUGGCUGAAGCAGUGCAGGUUUUAUUUUAAGGAAGAUUCUGACAAGAUGAUGAUCCACAUCACAGACGUGGCUUUCAUAUACCAGAAUGAAUUUUUAGGCUGCACUGACAGGCUUGUCAUAACUCCACUUACAGACAGGUGCUACAUCACAUUGGCUCAAGCUCUAGGCAUGAGCAUGGGAGGGGCUCCUGCUGGUCCUGCAGGAACAGGCAAGACCGAAACCACCAAGGAUAUGGGCCGGUGUCUUGGGAAGUACGUUGUGGUUUUCAACUGCUCAGACCAGAUGGACUUCCGAGGACUUGGACGCAUAUUCAAAGGGCUGGCACAGUCUGGGUCCUGGGGUUGCUUUGAUGAAUUCAACCGCAUCGAUCUACCAGUUCUCUCCGUUGCAGCCCAGCAAAUCUCUAUUAUUCUUACAUGUAAAAAGGAGCAUAAAAAAUCCUUUAUUUUCACUGAUGGAGAUAAUGUGACUAUGAACCCAGAAUUUGGACUAUUCCUAACCAUGAACCCUGGCUACGCUGGGCGCCAGGAGCUUCCCGAGAACUUGAAGAUCAACUUCCGCUCCGUGUCCAUGAUGGUCCCCGACCGUCAGAUUAUCAUCCGGGUGAAGUUGGCCAGCUGUGGCUUCAUCGACAAUGUAGUUCUGGCCAGGAAAUUUUUCACACUCUACCGGCUGUGUGAGGAGCAGCUCUCGAAGCAGGUUCACUACGACUUCGGUCUGCGGAACAUUCUGUCUGUUCUGCGUACACUGGGGGCAGCAAAAAGAGCCAGUCCCACGGAUACAGAAUCCACCAUCGUGAUGCGUGUGCUGCGUGACAUGAACCUUUCCAAACUGAUUGAUGAAGAUGAACCCCUGUUCUUGAGUUUGAUUGAAGAUCUAUUUCCAAAUAUUCUUUUGGACAAAGCAGGCUACCCUGAGCUGGAGACAGCAAUCAGGAAACAGGUUGAGGAAGCUGGCUUAAUUAACCACCCUCCUUGGACACUGAAAGUCAUCCAGCUGUUUGAAACACAGCGGGUGAGGCAUGGAAUGAUGACGCUGGGGCCCAGCGGAGCAGGGAAGACCACCUGCAUCCACACCCUGAUGAAAGCCAUGACAGAUUGUGGAAAACCGCACAGAGAAAUGAGGAUGAAUCCCAAAGCAAUCACUGCCCCACAGAUGUUUGGUCGACUCGAUGUGGCCACAAAUGAUUGGACUGAUGGAAUAUUUUCUACCCUUUGGAGAAAAACACUGAAAGCAAAGAAAGGGGAACAUAUCUGGAUGGUUCUUGAUGGUCCUGUUGAUGCCAUCUGGAUUGAAAACCUGAAUUCCGUUUUGGAUGAUAAUAAAACUCUGACACUGGCCAAUGGUGAUCGGAUUCCGAUGGCUCCAAACUGCAAGAUUGUCUUUGAACCUCAUAACAUCGACAAUGCUUCUCCUGCCACCGUCUCAAGAAAUGGAAUGGUUUUCAUGAGUUCCUCUGUCCUUGACUGGAGUCCUAUUCUUGAGGGUUUUCUCAAGAGACGAUCUCCUCAAGAGGCUGAAAUCCUUCGGCAGCUGUACUCGGACACUUUCCUGGAGCUGUAUCGUUUCAGCAUUCAGAACCUAGAGUACAAGAUGGAGAUGCUGGAGGCCUUCGUCAUCACGCAGAGCACCCACAUGCUGCAAGGCCUGAUCCCUCCGAAGGAGCAGGCGGGGGAGAUAGGCCCGGAGCACCUGGGGAGGCUGUUUGUCUUUGCCAUGAUGUGGAGUGUGGGCGCUGUCCUGGAGUUGGAAGGUCGCAGGAGGCUGGAACUCUGGCUGCACUCGCGAGAGGUGCCCACGCUGCCGCUGCCUGAGCCUGAGGAUCCCGGGGACACGAUGUUUGACUACUAUGUUGCACCGGAGGGUACCUGGAAGCAUUGGAACACGUGUACCCCGGAGUAUGUGUAUCCACCUGAUACCACCCCAGAGUAUGGUUCUAUCCUGGUGCCAAAUGUGGACAACGUGAGGACUGACUUCUUAAUUAAAACCAUUGCCAAACAGGGCAAGGCUGUGCUGUUAAUUGGUGAACAAGGAACAGCCAAAACAGUCAUAAUAAAAGGAUUUCUGUCAAAAUAUGACCCUGAAAGUCACAUGGUCAAGAAUCUAAACUUUUCUUCAGCGACUACCCCACUGAUGUUUCAGAGGACAAUCGAGAGCUAUGUGGAUAAACGCAUGGGCACAACGUAUGGUCCUGCCGCAGGGAAGAAAAUGGCUGUAUUUAUUGAUGAUUUGAAUAUGCCAGUAAUCAAUGAAUGGGGUGAUCAGGUUACUAAUGAGAUUGUCCGACAGCUGAUGGAACAAAAUGGGUUCUAUAACCUAGAGAAGCCUGGAGAGUUUACUAGCAUUGUGGACAUCCAGUUCUUGGCAGCCAUGAUCCAUCCUGGGGGUGGACGCAAUGACAUACCACAGCGAUUGAAGAGACAGUUCUCCAUAUUCAACUGUACCUUGCCUUCGGAUGCUUCCAUGGACAAGAUCUUUGGUGUGAUUGCAGCUGGCUACUACUGUACCCAGCGGGGCUUCUCCGAGGAAGUGCAGGAUAUGGUGAUGAAGCUGGUAGCCUUGACAAGACGCCUGUGGCAGAUGACUAAAGUGAAGAUGCUCCCAACACCCGCAAAGUUUCACUACGUGUUUAACCUUCGAGACCUCUCCAGGAUCUGGCAGGGCAUGCUGAACAUCACUGCAGAGGUCAUCAAAGACACAGAUGACCUACUCAGGCUGUGGAAGCAUGAAUGUAAACGGGUGAUAGCUGACCGCUUCAGCACGUCCGGUGAUGUGACCUGGUUUGAUAAGGCUUUAGUCAGUUUGGUAGAGGAGGAGUUUGGUGAAGAGAAAACACCGGUGGUAGAUUGUGGAGUUGAUGCUUACUUUGUGGAUUUCCUGAGGGAUGCACCAGAGGCUACAGGUGAAACUUCUGAAGAGGCUGACGCUGAAAUGCCAAAACUUUAUGAGCCAAUCCAAUCCCUUAAUCACCUGAGUGAGCGUCUGAGCAUGUUCCUGCAGCUCUAUAAUGAGAGCAUCCGUGGCACUGGCCUGGACAUGGUGUUCUUCAUAGAUGCAAUGGUCCACUUAGUCAAGAUUUCCCGAGUCAUUCGCACUCCUCGGGGAAAUGCCCUCUUGGUUGGUGUGGGCGGAUCAGGAAAACAGAGCCUGACAAGGUUGGCUUCUUUCAUUGCUGGCUAUACCUCUUUCCAGAUCACUCUGACAAGAUCCUACAGCACAUCAAAUCUGAUGGAAGACUUGAAGGUUUUGUAUAGGACUGCUGGCCAGCAAGGCAAAGGAAUCACUUUCAUUUUCACAGACAAUGAGAUUAAAGAAGAGUCCUUUCUGGAAUACAUGAACAAUGUUCUGUCUUCAGGCGAGGUCUCCAACCUAUUUGCCCGGGAUGAAAUUGAUGAAAUUAAUAGUGACCUGACAACAAUCAUGAAAAAGGAACACCCCAAGCGCCCUCCCACCAAUGACAACCUGUAUGAGUAUUUCAUGAGCAGAGUCCGAGGGAACCUUCACAUUGUGCUCUGCUUCUCACCUGUUGGAGAGAAAUUUCGGAAUCGAGCACUGAAGUUCCCUGCUCUUAUUUCAGGAUGCACGAUUGACUGGUUCAGCCGAUGGCCCAAGGAUGCUUUGGUUGCUGUGUCGGAACACUUCCUCUCAUCCUACAAUAUCAACUGCAGUGUGGAAAUCAAGAAGGAAGUGGUCGAGUGUAUGGGCUCCUUUCAGGAUGGGGUGGCUGAGAAGUGUUCUGAUUAUUUCCAGAGGUUCCGGCGCUCUACCCACGUGACUCCCAAAUCAUACCUCUCCUUUAUUCAGGCCUAUAAAUUCAUAUAUGGGGAAAAACACAUGGAAGUGCAAAGCCUGGCCAACAGAAUGAAUACUGGAUUGGAAAAACUGAAAGAAGCUUCGGAAUCAGUUGCAGCCCUGAGCAAAGAACUGGCAGUAAAAGAAAAGGAACUACAAGUGGCCAAUGCUAAAGCUGACACGGUCUUAAAAGAAGUCACAAUGAAAGCACAGGCUGCUGAGAAGGUCAAGGCUGAGGUACAGAAGGUGAAGGACAAAGCACAGGCCAUUGUGGACAGCAUCUCUAAGGACAAAGCCAUCGCGGAAGAGAAACUAGAGGCAGCAAAGCCAGCCCUAGAAGAGGCAGAAGCCGCACUCCAGACCAUCAAGCCCUCUGACAUCGCCACAGUGCGCACACUGGGCCGACCCCCUCACCUCAUCAUGCGGAUUAUGGACUGUGUGCUGCUGCUGUUUCAGAGGAAGGUCAAUGCCGUGAAAAUUGACGUGGACAAAAACUGCACCAUGCCUUCCUGGCAGGAAUCUUUAAAACUGAUGACUGCAGGAAACUUUCUCCAGAACCUACAGCAAUUCCCCAAAGACACGAUCAAUGAAGAAGUGAUAGAAUUUUUGAAUCCUUACUUUGAAAUGGCCGACUACAACAUUGAGACAGCCAAACGCGUCUGUGGGAAUGUAGCUGGGCUUUGUUCCUGGACCAAAGCCAUGGCUUCUUUUUUUUCUAUAAACAAGGAGGUGCUGCCUCUGAAGGCCAACUUGGUAGUGCAAGAAAAUCGUCAUGUCCUGGCCAUGCAGGACCUUCAGAAAGCCCAGGCUGAGCUGGAUGCCAAGCAAGCAGAGCUCGAUGUGGUGCAGGCAGAGUAUGAACAGGCCAUGACUGAAAAGCAGACCUUGCUAGAAGAUGCAGAGCGGUGUAGGCAUAAGAUGCAGACAGCAUCCACGCUCAUCAGGGGCCUGGCAGGUGAAAAGGAACGGUGGACGGAACAAAGCAAAGAGUUCGCUGCACAAACGAAACGACUUGUAGGGGAUGUGUUGCUCGCAACGGCUUUUCUAUCAUAUUCUGGUCCAUUUAACCAAGAGUUUCGAGAUCUGCUGUUAAAUGAUUGGAAGAAGGAAAUGAAAGCCCGUAAAAUUCCAUUUGGGAAUGAUCUAAAUCUUAAUGAGAUGUUGAUUGAUGCCCCUACUAUCAGCGAAUGGAACCUACAAGGCCUUCCAAAUGAUGACCUGUCCAUUCAGAAUGGAAUUAUUGUCACAAAAGCAUCACGCUAUCCUUUGUUAAUUGAUCCUCAGACUCAAGGGAAGAUCUGGAUUAAAAAUAAAGAAAGCCAAAAUGAACUGCAGAUCACAUCUCUAAACCAUAAGUACUUUAGAAACCACCUGGAGGACAGCCUUUCCCUUGGAAGGCCUUUGCUGAUAGAAGAUGUUGGGGAGGAAUUAGAUCCCGCUCUGGACAAUAUUUUGGAAAAAAAUUUCAUUAAAACUGGAUCUACAUUUAAGGUGAAAGUUGGCGACAAGGAAGUAGAUGUUAUGGAUGGCUUUAAACUUUACAUUACUACCAAGCUGCCAAAUCCAGCCUACACCCCAGAAAUAAGUGCUCGGACCUCCAUCAUUGACUUCACUGUUACUAUGAAAGGCCUGGAGGAUCAGUUACUAGGGAGAGUCAUCCUCACGGAGAAACAGGAACUGGAGAAAGAACGAACUUAUCUCAUGGAGGACGUAACUGCAAACAAAAGAAGGAUGAAGGAGCUAGAAGAUAAUUUGCUUUAUCGUCUGACAAGCACCCAAGGGUCCCUGGUGGAAGAUGAGAGUCUCAUUGUUGUGCUGAGCAACACCAAAAAGACAGCCGAGGAGGUGACACAGAAGUUGGAAAUUUCUGGAGAGACAGAAAUUCAAAUUAACUCGGCCCGGGAGGAGUACCGACCUGUUGCUACAAGGGGCAGCAUCCUCUAUUUCCUCAUCACUGAGAUGCGCUUGGUUAAUGAGAUGUAUCAGACUUCGCUCCGUCAGUUUCUGGGCUUGUUUGACCUUUCCUUAACCAGGUCUGUCAAGAGCCCAAUUACAAGCAAGAGGAUUGCUAAUAUCAUUGAGCACAUGACCUAUGAGGUUUUCAAGUAUGCGGUCCGAGGCCUAUACGAGGAGCACAAGUUCCUGUUCACUUUGUUGCUCACCCUGAAGAUUGACAUCCAGAGGAACCGGCUCAAGCAUGAGGAGUUUCUCACCCUCAUUAAAGGUGGUGCCUCACUGGAUCUUAAAACCUGUCCUCCUAAACCAUCAAAAUGGAUCCUAGAUAUGACUUGGCUGAAUUUGGUGGAACUUAGCAAACUUAGGCAGUUUUCAGACAUCCUUGAUCAGAUAUCAAGGAAUGAAAAAAUGUGGAAAAUUUGGUUUGACAAAGAAAACCCAGAAGAGGAGCCUCUUCCAAAUGCCUAUGAUAAAUCUCUUGACUGCUUCAGACGUCUCCUUCUUAUUAGGUCCUGGUGUCCCGAUAGAACCAUUGCCCAGGCUCGCAAAUACAUCAUGGACUCCAUGGGCGAAAACUAUGCAGAGGGAGUUAUGCUGGACUUAGAAAAGACCUGGGAGGAGUCUGACCCACGGAUGCCACUCAUCUGCCUUCUGUCCAUGGGCUCUGACCCCACAGAUUCCAUUAUUGCUUUGGGAAAGAGGCUAAAAAUAGAAACACGGUAUGUGUCCAUGGGCCAGGGUCAGGAGGUCCACGCGAGGAAGCUGUUGCACCAGACCAUGGCAAAUGGAGGAUGGGUACUUCUGCAAAACUGCCAUUUGGGCCUUGAUUUCCUGGAUGAACUAAUGGACAUAAUUACAGAAACAGAGACUGUGCACGAUGCUUUCCGCCUAUGGAUUACCACCGAGGGCCACAAGCACUUCCCUAUCUCGCUCCUUCAGAUGUCCAUCAGGUUUGCCAAUGAGCCACCUCAGGGGCUCCGGGCAGGCCUGAAAAGAACAUAUGGUGGCGUGAGCCAGGACCUACUGGACGUGAGUGUGGGGACCCAGUGGAAGCCCAUGCUGUAUGCAGUGGCAUUCCUCCACUCCACUGUCCAGGAGCGGCGCAAGUUUGGUCCGCUAGGGUGGAAUAUCCCCUAUGAAUUUAAUCAAGCAGACUUCAACGCCACUGUGCAGUUCAUUCAAAACCAUCUGGAUGACAUGGAUAUCAAGAAGGGUGUGUCCUGGACCACUGUCCGAUACAUGAUAGGAGAGAUUCAGUAUGGAGGCAGAGUCACUGACGACUAUGACAAGAGGCUGCUGAACACACUGGCAAAGGUCUGGUUCAGUGAAAACAUGUUUGGGCCAGAUUUCACCUUUUACCACGGAUACAACAUUCCAAAGUGCAGCACAGUGGACGGCUACCUUCAGCACAUCCAGAGCUUGCCUGCCUAUGACAGCCCAGAGGUGUUUGGACUGCACCCCAAUGCGGACAUUACUUACCAGAGCAAGCUGGCCAAAGACGUGCUGGACACCAUCCUGGGCAUCCAGCCCAAGGACAGCUCUGGUGGAGGGGACGAGACACGGGAGGCUGUGGUGGCCCGCCUGGCUGAUGAUAUGCUGGAGAAGCUUCCAGAAGAUUAUAGUCCCUUUGAGGUGAAGGACAGACUGCAGAAGAUGGGACUGUUCCAGCCCAUGAACAUUUUCCUCAGGCAGGAGAUAGACAGGAUGCAGAGGGUGCUCAGCCUCGUCCGCAGCACCCUGACUGAGCUGAAACUAGCUGUGGAUGGCACCAUUAUCAUGAGUGAAAAUCUGCGGGAUGCUCUGGAUUGCAUGUUUGAUGCCAGAAUCCCUGCUCGGUGGAAAAAGGCAUCAUGGGUUUCAAGUACCCUGGGCUUCUGGUUUACAGAGCUGCUAGAAAGAAAUUGCCAGUUCACCUCCUGGGUUUUCAAUGGCCGACCCCAUUGCUUUUGGAUGACAGGCUUUUUUAACCCCCAGGGAUUUUUAACUGCUAUGCGACAGGAAAUCACUAGGGCCAACAAAGGAUGGGCUUUGGACAAUAUGGUUCUUUGCAAUGAAGUUACAAAAUGGAUGAAGGAUGACAUUUCUGCUCCUGCCACAGAAGGAGUCUAUGUGUACGGCUUGUAUCUUGAGGGUGCUAGCUGGGACAAAAGGAACGCGAAACUCAUUGAAUCUAAACCCAAAGUGCUUUUUGAGUUGAUGCCUGUCAUAAGGAUUUUUGCAGAAAACAAUACGGCAAGAGAUCCUCUGCUAUACUGCUGUCCCAUCUACAAGAAGCCAGUUCGAACUGACUUGAACUACAUUGCGGCUGUAGAUCUCAAGACAGUCCAGCACCCUGAACACUGGGUUCUCCGCGGGGUAGCCCUUCUCUGUGAUGUCAAGUAACAGAAAUGCACCGUCCAAAUUAUUGUAAUCUGUUUCUCUGUCAGUGAUGCAUAAAUCAGACUGUGUUCUGUGCAGUUAACGAGGCAACACAGUCCCAUACACUUCCUUCGAUGCUUAGUUGCCUUUUACUUCUUUUGUUAUUGGACAUUGACCUUUGCAUUUUUUUGAAAAAUAAUUACUGAUUUAAAAGCAUAAUUUCCAACCUCCUAGUGAAUUGUGGGCAUCAGAUCUCUAAUCAUCUAUUUUCUUUUUAUUUCUACCUGAAGUCUAUGUUAAGCAGAUGCUAUUUCCUCCAAGGGAUU
This is a messenger RNA of Psammomys obesus (fat sand rat), 14087 nucleotides long. RefSeq names its product dynein axonemal heavy chain 5 (gene Dnah5). The transcript has 78 exons. Gene Ontology annotation, cellular component: dynein complex. Gene Ontology annotation, biological process: microtubule-based movement. Bases 1 to 13785 code for a protein of 4594 amino acids. Gene Ontology annotation, molecular function: ATP hydrolysis activity; minus-end-directed microtubule motor activity; dynein light intermediate chain binding. The record is from RefSeq and is a predicted model, not a curated record. NCBI's taxonomy places the organism in Eukaryota, Metazoa, Chordata, Mammalia, Rodentia, Muridae.